This is a messenger RNA of Trichosporon asahii var. asahii CBS 2479, 618 nucleotides long. RefSeq lists its product as uncharacterized. The transcript has a single exon. NCBI's taxonomy places the organism in Eukaryota, Fungi, Basidiomycota, Tremellomycetes, Trichosporonales, Trichosporonaceae. The coding region runs from base 1 to 618 and encodes 205 amino acids. The record is from RefSeq and is a predicted model, not a curated record.
AUGGAUUCCUCCCCCGCUUCCUCCACGCCUCCCUCACCAGCCACCCCGGCUACUCCGGCCACCCCCGGAACACCACAAGACCGGUCCGCCUCAUCACACAAGGAACCCAUGUCGCCACUCAUGUCCAACCUCAAUCGUCUGUCAAACGCGACAUCACGCCCAAACCUCCCUCCAUUGCAGAACACCGGCAGCUACGCCAGCCGUGCCAGCCGCUCCUUCUCCAAGUCAUUCAGCUACUGGUCCGGAUACAGCACGCCCGUCGACGACGACGCAGACGAGCAGGCGACACCAAUCGACACGAGCUUCGGCAGCACCUCUGUUGACAUGACAAAAGUGCUCUAUCCGACACUUGAGAACCACCCGUCACCGCUCGAGCACCCCCUGCUCGUGCUCGAUCUCGCCGAGCUGACGUCGGUGCCCGCGAGCGUCACUAACGAUGAGCUCCUCAGUGCGCUCCUCCGCCGCCUCGAGCCCUGGGUCGGAGAGGAUGACGAUGGAGCGUACUGCCUUGUGGUCCUCGCUUCCGAUGACCGAGAUAUGCCCGGCAAGGGCAAGGCGCGGUCUCUCCCUGGUGUCACUUGGUGGCUGUGGAACUGGCGACGGAUCCCUCGAAAGUGA